Molecule: messenger RNA, 1605 nt
Organism: Recurvomyces mirabilis
Lineage: Eukaryota; Fungi; Ascomycota; Dothideomycetes; Mycosphaerellales; Teratosphaeriaceae
Exons: 4
Coding region: 1-1605 (534 amino acids)
Molecular function (GO): heme binding; oxidoreductase activity, acting on paired donors, with incorporation or reduction of molecular oxygen; monooxygenase activity
Source: RefSeq, a predicted model, not a curated record
AUGUCGCUCGCUGCUGCCGCUGCCGCCCUGCUGGGUGUUGCCAGUCACGUUCUUUACUUCCGACAUGGCGAGCACCAUAUGCUCUUUAUGCGAUAUGCCCAGAUCUUUAUCGGCACCGUCAUCCUCUCGGUCCUUGCACUUACCAGGCUGGCAAACGAGACGAUCUCGACCGCGGUUGCGACCACUGGACUGCUCACAAGCUCGUACGUACUAGGACUUCUGGUCAGCCUCUUUACGUACAGACUGUUCCUCAAUCCAUCCUCCAAGUUCCCUGGACCAUGGCAGAUGAAGCUCAGUAGCUUGUACUUCAUGUUCACCACCGACAUCUACUCAUGCUAUACGAAGAUGGAUGCACUCCACCAGAAGUACGGUCCUUUCGUUCGCAUCGGAUCCAACGACAUCUCCAUCAUUGAUCCAAAUGUCAUGGACGUAGCGUUCGGCCAACAUGCAAAGGCGUCGAAGGCGGAGUGGUAUGAUGGGCCAAAGCCACUUGAUAGCCUACACACUGUCCGUGAUAGAGCAAUGCACGAUCGACGUCGCCGAAUAUGGGCUCCUGGCUUCAGUGAUAAGGCACUUCGUGGCUACGAAGAGAAGGUGCAAGUUUUCAAUGACAAGCUCGUACAGAGAGUGCGAGAACACCUCGGUGGCCCUACGAACAUGACCAAAUGGUUCAAUCUCUACUCUUUCGAUGUCAUGGGUCAGCUCUCUUUUGGCAAGAAUUAUGGCAUGCUGGACAGUGGUGAGCGUCAUUGGGCACUAGACCUCCUCGUGGAGGGCAUGAGUGCCUCACCACCUAAACCACCGGUCUGGUUCUUUCGGCUAAUGCUGGCUAUUCCGGGACUUGCAGCAGGUUAUCACAAGUUCGUGGCGUUCUGCAAAAGCGAAUUAAAAUCUCGAGUCGAUGACAAGCAUGAUGAUAAGGACGUGACAGGCUGGCUUCUGCGCGACCAUGAGGGCAGGCCGCAUCCGGAGGAGAACGAUGAGCUGCAAGCUGAUGUGAGAUUGAUCAUUGUUGCUGGGUCGGAUACUACAUCUGCGUGUUUGACAUUUCUCUUCUACCAUCUUGCACAGCACCCAGAGGAAGUCCAGAAGAUCCGCGAUGAACUUCGGCGGCUUACCCGUGGUGAGUGGUCCGAUGUCGAUAUCAAGAACGCUCAACAUCUCAACGGCGCAAUCAACGAAUCGCUGCGGAUGCAUCCACCGGUUCCUUCUGGCCUUGAACGAGUUACGAACAAAGAGGGCAUGCAAGUUGGUGACACCUAUGUGCCUCCCGGAGUCCACUUCUGGGUACCAAUGUAUUCGAUGGGUCGCCAGGAAAGGGUGUACGAGAGAUCUCUCGACUUCGUGCCCGAGCGAUGGUACUCGAAGCCCGAGAUGGUCAAAUAUAAGGAUGCCUUCGCGCCGUUUUCGAUGGGACCAUACAACUGUAUCGGCAAGAACUUGGCUUAUGUCGAGAUGCGCACACUGACAGCACAGCUGGUGCUGAACUUCGACGUCAAGCUUGCGCCUGGUGAAGAUGGUACGAGGCUGCUCACCAAGACAAAGGACCAUUUCACGGUCAGUCCUGGACAACUCGAUUUGGUAUUUUCUCCUGCAAGCUCGUAG